CACAUUGUAAACUAAGGUUUUUAAAGCGGAACGGUCGGUCUGAAAAGUAAAAUGGAUUACAGACAACGGGUCAAAAAAUAUUGUCCUUCAAGGCUUCUCUAAUCCCAGGGCACUUUGCUAAGCAACCAGUGUCAAUCAGGGUUACAUUUCAGCACAUGAAGAAAUAGAUAUCUCUCUAACUUGUCUGAAGUUUAUUUUUAAGACCAUAGCAGAUACUUAUUGAGCAGUUUCCAGUGGUGAUUAAAUAGGUUGCAAUGAUAGUGACAGGUGACAUAUCAUGUAAGAAAAGUCUUCUGUAAUGUUACAGGCUGCUGUGGCCACUUGCUAGUUAUUGGCUGGCUCAGUCUUUUCUUCCAGUUCCCUUUCAGCUAGUGGGCAAGAGAGGCAAAGGAACAAACUUUGAACCUUUCAAGACAUGACAAAAAAAAAAAUCAUGUGGUGCUGAGGCAGCACAUUGCUCAGCUGUGAAAGACGACUCGGGUUUUAUAAAGCUAACUUGAGUCCUAUUCCCCUGUUUGGUAGCACUUGGGGGAAAAAGUUGAUUAAUUGUCAGGAGUUUGGGGGACAGGUGGGAGCUGUGAGAGUGCUGUUGGGCAGCUGUAAUGCAUUAAUUUAUGCACUGGACUUGAUUCUAGUCUGAAGAGACUGAAUAUUUCUCUUCAUGGGUCACUGGGGCCAUGGGGAAGAUUUACAUCUAGCUUGAGAAGACUGCAUCUUUCCCUUCAUGGGUCAGGGGUCUGAAUCCAAGCUUUACAAUGGCUCGGAGAAAGACAUCUCCUCAGCUUCAACUAAGCUCACAAAAAAAGAGUCUCUUAAGGUUCAAAAGAAAAAUUACAGAGAAGAGAAGAAGAGAGCCACGAAAGAAUUACUUAGUACAAUCACAGACCCAUCAGUUAUUGUUAUGGCUGAUUGGCUGAAGAUUCGUGGCACCUUGAAAAGUUGGACCAAAUUGUGGUGUGUGUUGAAACCAGGAGUACUGCUUAUUUACAAAACCCCCAAAAAUGGCCAGUGGGUAGGAACAGUGCUCCUGAAUGCUUGUGAGCUCAUUGAGCGGCCUUCCAAGAAAGAUGGCUUUUGCUUUAAACUCUUCCAUCCCUUAGAGCAGUCCAUAUGGGCUGUUAAGGGUCCUAAAGGUGAAGCAGUUGGCUCAAUCACUCAACCAUUACCCAGCAGUUACUUGAUCAUCCGAGCAGCUUCAGAAUCUGAUGGCAGGUGUUGGAUGGAUGCAUUGGAACUGGCUUUAAAAUGUUCAGGCCUACUUAAACGUACGAUGAUUAGGGAAGGUAAAGAACAUGACUUGAAUGUUCCAGCAGAAAAUGCACAUGUAUCUUUCUAUGGAUUGCUGCGUGCUAACAACUUGCACAGUGCAGAAAACUUCCCACUAAAUGACAGUGAAAUUGAAAGGCAGCAUUUUAAGGAUCAAGACCUGUACUCUGACAAAUCUGAUAAAGAGAAUGAUCAUGAUCAUGAUGAGUCUGAUAAUGAUGGGCUGGGGAAAAGUGAAGAGAGUGACAGUGACACGUCAGAACGGCAAGAUGACUCUUACAUUGAUCCAGAACCUAUUGAUGAUCUCAAAGAAACUACGUAUUUGGAAGAAGCUCAUGAAGAACUUGGAGAGGCAGGGGAGGCUUCUCAAACAGAAGUAGUAUCAGAGGAAAACAAAAGCCUGAUCUGGACACUGUUGAAACAAGUUCGUCCAGGAAUGGACCUGUCCAAAGUUGUACUGCCUACGUUUAUCUUGGAACCACGCUCUUUUCUGGACAAACUCUCUGACUACUACUAUCAUGCGGAUUUCUUGUCUGAGGCAGCUCUUGAAGAGAAUGCUUACAAUCGUUUGAAGAAAGUAGUAAAAUGGUAUUUGUCGGGAUUCUACAAAAAACCACAGGGGCUAAAAAAACCAUAUAAUCCUAUACUCGGUGAGACUUUCCGCUGCAUGUGGAUUCAUCCAAGGACCAACAGCAAAACUUUUUACAUUGCUGAACAGGUGUCUCAUCACCCCCCAGUAUCUGCUUUCUAUGUUAGCAACCGGAAGGAUGGGUUUUGUCUCAGUGGUAGCAUUCUGGCCAAAUCCAAGUUCUAUGGAAAUUCAUUGUCUGCCAUACUGGAAGGAGAAGGUCGGUUAAUGUUCCUAAAUAGAGGGGAGGAUUAUGUAAUGACCAUGCCAUAUGCUCAUUGUAAAGAUGAGCUCUGCUUUUCUGCAGGAAUUCUUUAUGGCACAAUGACUUUAGAGCUUGGGGGAACUGUCAACAUUACAUGCGAGAAGACUGGAUACAGUGCAACAAUUGAAUUCAGAUUAAAGCCGUUUUUGGGCAACAGUGAUAGUGUUAAUCAAAUAUCAGGGAAAAUUAAACUGGGCAAAGAAGUUCUGGCUAUUCUGGAGGGUCACUGGGUGAGUAAUGAUUGAGUUUUUAUUUUAUAAACUUUGCCUGUAAUUAGGAAAUUACAAGUGAAUAAAAAUCUCCUUUCAUAUUUUUAAGUUUGCCUAGAGAUCAAGCUAUGUUAUUUUGCCUGUAAAAACUGAUGCUGUAGAAUUGCAUCUUUAUAUUGACAGUCUUGCUAUAUA
Alligator sinensis (Chinese alligator) is the source of this 2563-nucleotide messenger RNA. It is a transcript of the gene OSBPL8, whose product is annotated as oxysterol binding protein like 8. Gene Ontology annotation, cellular component: membrane; cytosol; intracellular membrane-bounded organelle. The transcript has 14 exons. The record is from RefSeq and is a predicted model, not a curated record. Gene Ontology annotation, molecular function: cholesterol binding. The coding region runs from base 725 to 2404 and encodes 559 amino acids. Lineage: Eukaryota; Metazoa; Chordata; Crocodylia; Alligatoridae.